AUGACGGCUCCUAAACACCCAGCUCGUAAAGUACAAUCCACCUUCACUGCCAAGAUACCUACAAAAUGCAAACAGUGCCAUAUGUCAUACUUUUCACAUAUCAAGAACGAUGUGAAUACCCAUAAAAAGUAUCACACAAAUUUCCUAGAAGGACCCUCGUGGCUGGCAUCGUCUGCCUGUAAGACUCUCAAGUCUAUUCAACUUCGAAAAGGGAGAAAAAAUACUUCGGUAACUUUAAUUUCAGUGGACAAAUCGGACUCCAAUGACCACCUAAAACUGGUAAUGAAAGUGGUUAAUAAUGAGCUCAAUGCUGUAGCGGAGUUUGAACACUGGAAGUAUACAAACACCGGUAUUGAAGGGAAAGCGUAUUUGGCAAUUGCUGCUCGUAGAGUGGUCGGAGUAUGUACAAUUGAACCAAUAGUCAAUCCUGAAUUGCAGUGUCGAUGGAUGGUUUUCAACACUCAAGAACUUGUUCCAGAGCAAACGAACAGCUCCAUAAAAAUUGGUAUCUCACGGAUCUGGGUGGCUCCCAACUGGCGACGGCUAGGCAUUGCCCAAACGCUUUUGGAUGCGGUUCGAGAGUACACUAUCUACGGCGUUGUUCUUAACAAGCAUGAACUAGGCUUUAGUCAACCCAGUUCGUCUGGAGGACUACUAUCCAAAUACUACAAUGGUAAAAUGCAUAAAAGCGGCGAGUUUCUCAUUCCCGUGUAUCUAGAAUUGCCUCAAUAA
Meyerozyma guilliermondii ATCC 6260 is the source of this 732-nucleotide messenger RNA. RefSeq lists its product as uncharacterized. The transcript has a single exon. Gene Ontology annotation, cellular component: nucleus; chromatin. The record is from RefSeq and is a predicted model, not a curated record. Gene Ontology annotation, biological process: mitotic sister chromatid cohesion. The coding region runs from base 1 to 732 and encodes 243 amino acids. Gene Ontology annotation, molecular function: protein-lysine-acetyltransferase activity. NCBI's taxonomy places the organism in Eukaryota, Fungi, Ascomycota, Pichiomycetes, Serinales, Debaryomycetaceae.